AUGGUCUCGGCCUACUACCUUUCGAGGGGACAUGCGCAGUACUUCGGCGGUCGGAUUUCGGAAGCGCAUGCAGACUACCGAAGAGCCCUGGAGCUUGAUCCCGCAAACGUCGAGGCAGGCCGCCUUUGUCGGCAGUUCGAUUCCAAAGGAAAAUUGACAGCCCCGAGCGGCCCGAGCAGACAAAGUAGUAAGAAGGAACGCCAGCUUUCCGUGGCCGCUCCUUCUUCGAACAUGGAAAGCUGCAAGACUUCCACUGUGCCGCUGCCCUUGUCGGUUCCAUUGUCAUCUUGGGCGUCGUCAUCGUCGUCGUCAUCAACGUGGUCUCUUUUGCCACCAUCCCGGUCUUCGCGAGGCCCACAACCACCAACCCCAGCUUCUCCAAUACCAAUAUCCGACAGAUCGUUGAGGACCACAACCACCGCUUCUUCUUCCGCAAGCGAUACAAGCAUGGCGAGCGGGAUUUGUUGUAAACAGUGCGGCUCGAAGGCCGGCGGUUGCGAAACCUCGGAGCCGUGCACGAGACAAGUGACAAUUCCUGGAAGGACAGAAAGUGGCGGUGCUCUCAAGGACAUCUGCAGGUGGAAACCAAAGCGGCAUCGGCGUGUGCGGAGGAGGGGGCAAGGGAAUCGCCUGCCGAAAGUAGAUACGCGGCCUCCAAAAGAACCAGAAUGGGGAGAAUCCGCCAUCUCCUGGGCUAAGGCCAGCGACAACGGGGUUAAGCGCGUCUUCAAGGAACGAUUCGGAGGGGUUCCGCCCAGGGAUGAACGCUUGUGGGGGAUGCUGCGGACUAGCCCCACGAAACGCUGGUCGUCAACGGGAGCAGGGGAUGGGAGUUCUGUUGCAUCUUCUCGAAAGGCACCUCCGGUAUAG
Molecule: messenger RNA, 870 nt
Organism: Ectocarpus siliculosus
Lineage: Eukaryota; Phaeophyceae; Ectocarpales; Ectocarpaceae
Source: the annotation of a GenBank genome assembly